GGACAGGCUAGCGGACCGGUUCCUGGGACCGUACGGAGGCGCGGCGACCGGAUCGGUUCUCACGCGGGCUCUCUUUCAAGCAGUCACCGACGCGCGCGUUCCGUGGUCCCACGCGGCGGCGCCGCCUGAAAGCGUUUACAGAUCUCCAGGAGAGCCCACCAUUGUAGUCAUGGCCUCUGAAGACAUUGCCAAACUGGCAGAGACCCUGGCCAAAACCCAGGUGGCUGGAGGACAGCUGAGUUUUAAGGGCAAGAGUCUCAAACUGAACACUGCAGAAGAUGCUAAGGAUGUGAUCAAGGAGAUCGAGGACUUUGAUGGCCUGGAGGCACUACGAUUGGAAGGCAACACGGUGGGCGUGGAAGCCGCCAGAGUCAUCGCCAAGGCCUUGGAGAAGAAGUCAGAGCUGAAGCGAUGCCACUGGAGUGACAUGUUCACCGGAAGGCUUCGGUCCGAGAUUCCACCAGCUCUGAUCUCCCUAGGGGAAGGACUUAUCACUGCUGGAGCACAGCUGGUGGAACUGGACCUCAGUGACAACGCAUUUGGGCCUGAUGGGGUGCGGGGCUUCGAGGCCCUCCUCAAGAGCCCAGCCUGCUUCACCCUGCACGAACUCAAGCUUAACAACUGUGGCAUGGGCAUCGGUGGUGGCAAGAUUCUAGCUGCAGCUCUGACUGAGAGUCACCGCAAGUCCAGUGCCCAGGGAAAGCCACUAGCCCUGAAGGUCUUUGUAGCUGGCAGAAACCGCCUGGAGAAUGAUGGGGCCACUGCCUUGGCAGAAGCUUUUGGGGUCAUCGGGACGCUGGAAGAGGUCCAUAUGCCACAGAAUGGAAUUAAUCACCCUGGUGUCACUGCCCUGGCCCAGGCAUUCGCCAUCAACCCCCUGCUGCGAACCAUCAACCUAAAUGACAACACUUUCACUGAGAAGGGUGCGGUUGCCAUGGCUGAGACCCUGAAGACCUUGAGGCAAGUGGAAGCGAUCAAUUUUGGAGACUGUUUAGUGCGCUCUAAGGGGGCCAUUGCCAUCGCAGAUGCUGUUCGUGGGGGCCUGCCCAAGCUGAAGGAACUAAACCUUUCAUUUUGUGAGAUCAGAAGAGAUGCUGCCCUGGUUGUUGCUGAGGCUGUGGCUGACAAAACUGAGCUGGAGAAGCUGGACCUCAAUGGCAACGCCCUGGGAGAAGAGGGCUGUGAGCAGCUUCAGGAGGUGCUGGACAGCUUCAAUAUGGCCAAGGUGCUGGCAUCCCUCAGUGAUGAUGAGGGAGAGGAUGAUGAAGAGGAAGAUGAGGAGGAAGGAGAAGAGGAUGAUGAGGAUGAAGAGGAAGAGGAAGAUGAGGAGGAAGAGACACAGCAGCGAGGGCCAGGAGAGGAGUCAGCUACACCCUCACGGAAGAUUCUGGACCCUAACAGUGGGGAGCCAGCUCCCGUGCUGUCCUCCCCGCCUCCUACAGACCUCUCCACCUUCCUAUCAUUCCCCUCCCCAGAGAAGCUGCUGCGUCUUGGUCCCAAGGUCUCCGUGCUGAUAGUCCAGCAGACUGAUACCUCUGACCCUGAGAAGGUUGUUUCAGCCUUCCUGAAGGUAGCAUCUGUGUUCAGGGACGAAGCCUCAGUGAAGACAGCUGUGCUGGAUACCAUAGAUGCCCUCAUGAAGAAGGCCUUCAGCUCCUCAUCUUUCAAUUCUAACACCUUCCUCACCAGGCUGCUCAUCCACAUGGGUCUGCUCAAGAGUGAAGACAAGAUCAAGGCCAUCCCUAGCCUGCAUGGCCCCCUGAUGGUGCUGAACCACGUGGUGCAGCAGGACUAUUUCCCCAAGGCCCUUGCACCCCUACUGUUGGCAUUUGUGACCAAGCCCAAUGGAGCCCUGGAAUCCUGCUCCUUUGCCCGCCACAGUCUGCUGCAGACGCUGUACAAUGUCUAGAUUUAAAACCAGCUUCUUGUCCCUCACCCUGUACCAGUGACUAGGGGCCUUGGAUGGACUGAGCUCAGCCAACGUCUCCAUUAGAAAGGACUUUGGCCAGAGGCAGGGGAGGGUCUUUGUCUCACGUGUCAUAUUGGUCCCUUGAUACUGUGUUGGUAUGUGUGUAGGUAUGUACUUCCUGUCUGGAUUACAGAUAAUCAUCUCUACCUGCUGGACUAACCCAGUCCACUGUGGGGUAUUGAUGCCCAGGGGGAGGGGCUAAAAGCUGCUGUUAUUAAAUUAUGCCAACUUAGCCAUAGGCGCUGUUGGCCGACCUGCCUACCCCGCCUUUCUGUCCCACCAAAGCCUAGGGAGUUACUAUGUGCUGUCCUGCUGUCUCCAUCGUGCCUAAGGAACAGAGACUGUCAGAGAUGCGCGGUCAUCAGAAAGUGAAACUGGCCUCAACCAUGUGGCCCAGAGGAAGAGCCAAGGGCCAACCUCAAAAUAGUCCAGGAGUGGGGAUUGCCUGGGGUGCCCUGGCUCUUGUACCCAGUGUAAGCAGCUUGGCUGGCCCAGACCUGUUCUUCAUCCUGGGGAGGGAAGGGCAGGUAGGUCAUCCCCUAACGCCUAAACUACAUGUUGGGGCUGUUUUCUGAGACAAGGAAGUAGUGGGGGAUUGAGCUGGGUAGGAGAUGCCCUGUGACUUUCCAUAGUGGCUGCAUGGCCACCUCCUGCUUUCCUUUGUGUUGUGUGUCUGGGCUGUGCCUGGGAGCUUCACAAAUAAAAGUCACCUGUGGUAGCUGCA
Meriones unguiculatus (Mongolian gerbil) is the source of this 2693-nucleotide messenger RNA. RefSeq names its product Ran GTPase activating protein 1 (gene Rangap1). The coding region runs from base 170 to 1909 and encodes 579 amino acids. Gene Ontology annotation, cellular component: cytosol; perinuclear region of cytoplasm; nucleus. Lineage: Eukaryota; Metazoa; Chordata; Mammalia; Rodentia; Muridae. Gene Ontology annotation, molecular function: small GTPase binding; GTPase activator activity. The record is from RefSeq and is a predicted model, not a curated record. The transcript is spliced from 16 exons. Gene Ontology annotation, biological process: nucleocytoplasmic transport; activation of GTPase activity; signal transduction.